Lindgomyces ingoldianus is the source of this 1724-nucleotide messenger RNA. RefSeq names its product Dihydropteroate synthase. The transcript is spliced from 3 exons. The record is from RefSeq and is a predicted model, not a curated record. The coding region runs from base 24 to 1661 and encodes 545 amino acids. Gene Ontology annotation, biological process: tetrahydrofolate biosynthetic process. Gene Ontology annotation, cellular component: mitochondrial envelope. Lineage: Eukaryota; Fungi; Ascomycota; Dothideomycetes; Pleosporales; Lindgomycetaceae. Gene Ontology annotation, molecular function: 2-amino-4-hydroxy-6-hydroxymethyldihydropteridine diphosphokinase activity; dihydropteroate synthase activity.
CAUUCGUUGAUCUCAUCCAUUCUAUGGCUGGACGAUCAUGUGCGCCGAAUCUGACCGCUCUAGUUUUGAAGAUUUCUAGUGCACUUCCUAAAAUCUCGAUCGGAGGAACCCGAAGCAUCCGCAGACAUUUCAAUGGCGCAAAAUCAUCAUCAUUCUCAUGCACAGUCUCAAACCCAUGUGAACAUUUUCGUCCCGCUUCGGCAUCUCCUUCGUUUUCCGAUUUGAAAUUGGAUAAACCUCUUAAUGCCGGGGUGCACUGCACCCGAAGCCUUCAUCAAGGUGCAAAAAUGAAGCAUCGUGCUUUCAUUGCUUUAGGAAGCAAUCUGAGUGACAGGGUUAAAAUGAUCGAAAAAGCAUGCCAAGAUAUGGAGGCCAGUGGAUCAAUACGAAUAUUAAGAACAAGCAGUCUCUGGGAGACGCAGGCAAUGUACGUUCUCAAUCAAGACAAAUUCGUCAAUGGAGUCUGCGAAGUAGAGACAUCGUUGCCUCCGAUCGAGCUUCUCAACAAGCUCCAGUCUAUCGAAAACCAGCUGGGUCGUGUCAAGGUAAUUGACAAAGGACCCAGAAAUAUCGACCUUGAUAUUCUUCUCUAUGACCAAAUAGUAUUCUCAGACGAGAGGCUACAGAUUCCCCACACACUCAUGCUGGAGAGAGGCUUUGUUCUUCGGCCUCUAUGCGAGAUGAUCCCCGAAAGGUGUCUGCCUACGCAUAUCUCGCUUCCUGCGGGGACCUUUAGAUACCAUCUGUCGAAGCUACCGCCAUUAGAGACCCCAAUAUCGCCACUCACCCCUAUUUCACCAAGUUUGCCACCAAUAUCCGCAUAUCACUCAGCCCGUGAUACGAGAAUUAUGUCUAUUAUAAAUCUAACUCCAGAUUCUUUCUCAGAUGGUGGAAAGCACUACAACAUCGAUGAGAACAUUCUGUCCAAUAUUAUCAAGUCUCACGUCGCCGCUGGGGCUACUAUUCUUGAUCUCGGGGGGCAAUCAACCCGACCAGGGGCGAUCCAAGUCUCAGAAUCAGAGGAAUUAUCUCGCGUCUGUCCUACCAUCAAACUCAUUCGAUCCAUACCAGAAGCCAGAAACACUGCCAUCAGCGUAGAUACCUACCGAGCUAGCGUGGCUGAAGCAGCUAUCCAGGCUGGCGCAAACAUGGUAAACGACGUAAGCGCAGGCUUGAUGGACACCGACAUGCUUUCCACUGUCGCCCAUCUUGGAUGCACCGUUUGCCUAAUGCACAUGCGCGGUACCCCCGAAACCAUGAAUAGGCAUGCUUCUUAUCCUGACGGUGUAGUCGAGACCGUCGGCCGGGAACUCUUAGAACGUGUGCAAGCAGCCGAAGCAGCCGGAAUUCGUCGAUGGCGUAUCAUCCUGGACCCUGGAAUUGGAUUCGCGAAAACGCAAGAACACAAUCUAGAGCUCCUCCGUCGCUUAAGUGAGCUCCGCCGUUACCCUGGGCUUCAUGGCCUUCCGUGGCUUGUCGGUACGAGCAGGAAAGCGUUUGUGGGCAGGAUCACGGGCGUCAAAGAAGCGAAAGAGAGAACUUGGGGAACUGCGGCCGCUGUCACUGCUGCUAUUCAAGGGGGUGCGGAUAUCAUUCGAGUUCAUGAUGUGGAAGAGAUGGGCCAGGUCGUGAAGAUGGCGGAUGCUGUGUGGCGAGUGUAGCGAGAUUACCGUUCUUAAUAUCUUCAAGUUUUAUAGUUGGCCUAUCCGUAUCUUAAGAUCUCC